AUGUGUCAUAAAGAGCCAUUAGCUGUCGUACAUUUUGAGACUAUGCCUGCAUAUCAAUGGGAUGACUUGGUAACUGAUAUUCGGGUAUUGCAUCGAGUCUUUUGGAGCUAUUACCCGUGCAUUAGAGCGUUCAGACACUGUAAGCCAGUUGUCCAAGUGGACGGGACUCACUUGUACAGAAAGUACAAGGGUUGCUUGUUAGUGGCCGUUUCGCAGGAUGGUAACAACAAUAUCGUCCCGAUUGCAUUUGCUAUUGUCGAGGAAGAGACCUCUGAUGCUUGGCACUUUUUCCUUAGUAACCUGCGUCAACAUGUUGUGACUUGGGAUGGUGUGGGACUUAUAUCGGACCGACAUGAGUCCAUAAAUGUAGCUGUGGAACGUAGUCACGGAGCUUGGUCACCUCCUAGAGCUUUCCACAUGUUUUGCAUCAGGCAUAUAGAAUCGAACUUUCUGAGAAAAUUCAAGGCACCCUACCUGCAAAAGCUUGUCGCCAAUAUAGGAUAUUCGCGGAUAGUUCACGAGUUUGAAGUGCGUUACCAUCGUUUACGAGAGCGGGACGAAGCGUACACUAAUUGGUUAAACCGUAUUCCCCGUGAACAGUAUGCGUUGACCUUCGACGGUGGCUACCGAUGGGGUCACAUGAUGACUAAUCUAGUGGAAUGCAUCAACUCAGUCUUGAAGGGUGCAUGCAAUCUCCCCAUCACUGCACUUGUCAAAGCAACAUUCUACAGACUUCAUGAGUUGUUCACAUGGAAAAGAGCAUAG
Molecule: messenger RNA, 765 nt
Organism: Arachis stenosperma
Lineage: Eukaryota; Viridiplantae; Streptophyta; Magnoliopsida; Fabales; Fabaceae
Exons: 2
Coding region: 1-765 (254 amino acids)
Source: RefSeq, a predicted model, not a curated record